Sorghum bicolor (sorghum) is the source of this 1924-nucleotide messenger RNA. Its product is annotated as BTB/POZ domain and ankyrin repeat-containing protein NH5.2. NCBI's taxonomy places the organism in Eukaryota, Viridiplantae, Streptophyta, Magnoliopsida, Poales, Poaceae. Bases 246 to 1688 code for a protein of 480 amino acids. Gene Ontology annotation, biological process: plant organ development. The record is from RefSeq and is a predicted model, not a curated record. The transcript has 2 exons. Gene Ontology annotation, molecular function: protein binding.
CUCCCCUCCUCCAUCGCUCGCUCUCGAUCUCUUUCGACACACCCAACCCCUAGCUAGCUAGCUAGCUAGCCUGCCUUUGCCCUUUUCUCCAUCGUCUUCCUCCCCCUCCUUCCACACAGUUGCUUUGCCUGCUUUCCCCUCCAAAAUCCGCGGCUAGCUCCGGCCGGCGUCUCUGCUUGGUGCUGCCGUUGUUCUUUAUUUACCUCGAUCUGUCAUCGACGGCACGGCACACGGCACAUGAGAUCAUGAGCUCGGAGGACUCGCUCAAGUCGCUCUCCCUCGACUACCUGAACCUGCUCAUCAACGGGCAGGCGUUCAGCGACGUGGCCUUCAGCGUGGAAGGCCGGCUGGUGCACGCGCACCGCUGCGUGCUCGCCGCGCGCAGCCUCUUCUUCCGCAAGCUCUUCUGCGGCCUCGACCCCAACCACCCACCUCCUCCUCCUCCUCCUCCGCAGCCGCCCACCGGCGGAGGAGGAGGAGCACGAACGCCGGACCUCGUCAUCCCCGUCAGCUCCAUCCGCUACGAGGUGCUCGUCCUCGUCCUCCAGUUCCUCUACAGCGGCCAGGCCUCCGUCGCCGCCCCCAAGAGCGGACCCCUUCCCGGCUGCGGCGCUCGCGGGUGCUGGCAUACCCGGUGUGGCGCCGCCGUCGACCUCGCCCUCGAUACCCUCGCCGCCGCUCGCUCCUUCGGCGUCGAGCAGCUCGCCCUCCUCGUCCAGAAGCAGCUGGAGAGCAUGGUGAAGGAGGCAUCGGUGGACGACGUGAUGAAGGUGCUGAUGGCGUCGCGCAAGUUCGAGAUGCAGGAGCUCUGGGCCACCUGCUCCCACCUGGUGGCGCGCUCGGGCCUCUCCGCCGACCUCCUCGCCAAGCACCUCCCCAUCGACGUGGUGGCCAAGAUCGAGGAGAUCCGCGCCAAGUCCCCAGCUGGCGCCGCCGUCUCCUCCGCCACCACGCCGCGCUCGCCGUUCCUCACCCACCACUACCUCCCCAUCAACGCCGCGUCGUCGGCGGCCGACCGCGACCACAAGAUCCGCCGCAUGCGCCGCGCGCUCGACGCCGCCGACAUCGAGCUCGUCAAGCUCAUGGUCAUGGGCGAAGGGCUGGACCUCGACGACGCGCUCGCCGUGCACUACGCCGUCCAGCACUGCGGCCGCGACGUCGUCAAGGCGCUGCUGGAGCUCGGCGCCGCCGACGUCAACUCACGCGCCGGGCCCACGGGGAAGACCGCGCUGCACCUUGCCGCCGAGAUGGUCUCCCCGGACAUGGUGUCCGUGCUCCUGGACCACCACGCCGACCCCAGCGCCCGGACGCUCGACGGCGUCACACCGCUCGACGUGCUCCGCGGCCUCACCUCCGAGUUCCUCUUCAAGGGCGCCGUCCCGGGGCUCACGCACAUCGAGCCCAACAAGCUCAGGCUCUGCCUUGAGCUCGUGCAGUCCGCCGUGAUGGUCACCACGCGCGACGAGGGCGCCGGCGACGCAGGGGGAAGCGAUGGAGGCGGGAACUUCCCGAGGAGCGACGCCGACGACAGCUUGGUGAGCCUGACGAUGAACUCCACGCUCAUGUACCAAGGCCAGGAGAUGGCAGCUGCAGCGGUCGCCGCCGGUGAGGCGAGGAAGGGGAACGGCGGCGGCGGCGGCCGAGGGAGCCCAUCCAACUUGUACUUCCCCAAUGGCGGCUUCCCAUAAGUAUUGUGCCCUUAUUCCCUUUUAUAAUCCAUCAUCAAGAUGAUCUUUUUUCUGUUGGAUUGGAUCUUUGUAAGAGGUCAUGGUGUAGCUAGCUACUAUUUGACUAGGAGAUAUGCCUGCAUGAGCAAGAAUUUCAUGGUAUUUGAUGUGGAUUGUUCGAUGAUCCGACGAUCCCGGCAUUAUUAUUGAUCGACGACUGGGGAGCAAAGCAACUGUUGCUUUGUUCAAAUUCUUCA